Molecule: messenger RNA, 3039 nt
Organism: Larimichthys crocea (large yellow croaker)
Lineage: Eukaryota; Metazoa; Chordata; Actinopteri; Sciaenidae
Gene: qrfprb
Product: pyroglutamylated RFamide peptide receptor b
Exons: 6
Coding region: 208-1527 (439 amino acids)
Biological process (GO): cellular response to hormone stimulus; G protein-coupled receptor signaling pathway
Cellular component (GO): plasma membrane
Molecular function (GO): peptide binding; neuropeptide Y receptor activity
Source: RefSeq, a predicted model, not a curated record
GCAAACACGGAGCAACAGCUGCAGGCUGCAGCAGCGACGCCAAUAUAUUCUGUAUAGGAAGCAGCGCAACAUCCAGACACAUCUGUGCGUGAGAGAGAAGGUUUCAGCUCUGAACCUUCGCUCAUUUCUCUCUUCUUUUCUUUUCUUUUUUUUUCUUUUUUUCUUGUUGCCUGCAAGCAAGUUUGAGGGUUUCACACGGUUAUCAGGAUGGCAGCAGCAUCCACGGAUUCGGGACAGGGCUCAACCAAGAUAACUCCUGAAGUGCUGCAGGAGAUGCUCCAGUACUACAACAUGAGCCGGCAGGAGUUUAUCAACACUUACAACAUCCAGCCGCUUGUUUACAUCCCCGAGUUGCCGUACAGCGCCAAGACCACAUUCGUGAUCAUGUACAUGGUUAUCUUCGUCAUGGCUCUGGCUGGGAAUAGUUUGGUCAUAUAUAUAAUUGUGAAGAAACGAGCGGUACAGACGGCGACAGAUAUUUUCAUCUGCUCUCUUGCGGUCAGCGACCUGCUCAUCACUUUCUUUUGCAUACCUUUCACUCUGCUGCAGAACAUCUCGUCGGAAUGGUUCGGGGGAGUUCUGGUUUGUAAGACGGUUCCUUUUGUACAGACUACCGCUAUAGUGACAGGCAUCCUUACCAUGACGUGCAUUGCCAUUGAGAGAUACCAGGGCAUUGUCUUCCCGCUGAAAAUGAGGAGGCAGUACUCAUCCAAAAGAGCAUACAAGAUGCUAGGGCUGGUAUGGAUCGCCUCAGUGAUAGUGGGUUCGCCAAUGUUGUUUGUGCAACAACUAGAGGUGAAGUACGACUUCUUGUAUGAUCACUACCACGUCUGCUGUCAGGAGAGCUGGCGCUCUCUGACUCACAGGCAGGCGUACACCACCUUCAUCAUGGUGGCUCUUUUCCUGCUCCCUUUGGCAGCCAUGUUGUUCCUCUACACCCGCAUUGGCAUUGAGUUGUGGAUCCGCAAGAGGGUGGGCGACUCCUCUGUCCUCAACACCAUGAACCAGAGGGAGAUCAGUAAGAUCUCAAGGAAAAAGAAAAGAGCCGUUAAAAUGAUGAUCACUAUUGUUCUGCUAUUCACCAUUUGUUGGGCACCUUUCCACACGGUCCACAUGUUGUUUGAGUACUAUGACCUUGAGAAGAAAUAUGACGGAGUCACACUGAACAUGAUCAUUGCCAUUGUUCAGGCCAUUGGGUUUUUCAACAGCUUCAACAAUCCCAUCGUGUACGCCUUCAUGAACGAGAACUUCAAGAAGAGCUGCGUCUCCACCCUCUCCCACUGCAUCCGAAAGCCGAACCAGCAGGUUGCCGCUGUGGUGGCGCCCAAACUAAGUGUGCAGUUCAUCAAGCCCCAGAGUAGAGAGGCCUUCCUCGAAUCAGAUGAAGACAACAGCUCUAAGCAGCACUCAGCAGAGAAAUGCCCUGCAAGUUCAUCGCAUGGAGAGAGCUCACUGGAAAUAAUAGGAGAGAAAAUCUCCACCAUCCAAACAGAACUCCCCGCAAACAGCUCCUCUCAAAUGAAAUGAGAAGGGACCAGCUCAAAGUUCAGAUGUUUAAGAUGUUGAACUCCACCCUCCUGUUUUCUGUCAGUCACCUGCAGGUGCCUCAGAUGCAAUUUCAAGUCUCAAAGACUCAAAAAGUCCAACAGCUUGAAAACAUAACUCUGCUGGAGCACCAUAAGCUAGCCAGCAGGAAGGAAAUGAAGGAAUUUCUGCAAAGAGGCAGUGAAGACUGAGCUGGGUGUAAUCUGGCCCAGUGGUCAGACAAUGAAACACUACUUUGUCAUCUGAACCUAACCCCAUUUCUGUUGAGAUAUCUCUUAAAUCUGCAGGACAUUCUGCAGUUAAUGAUGUUUCAAACUGAUACCACUGUGGUAUUAUGGCACACUUUGUACUGUUUCAAACAGAAAACACAGCAGGACUUGAGCCAUGCUUUUAGCAGCAAAGAAUGACUAAGAUGUCUCAGCUUUUUAUUGCGUUGCUAAAUGUGCAUUAAUUGAAGAUGUGCAGCUAUUGAGCGUUGGUCGACCGAGUUCAGGUCAGGUCAAUUGAAUUGCAGAUGUUUAUUUUAAUAUGGUGAGACGGACCGUUUUUGGUGUUAAGCCCCUUUUAUUAUUGUGCAAGUUGUCAGAGCAGCUACUGCUUUGCAUUUUUCAUUCAGUUGAAUAACUAUUAUUUUAUGUAAUUUAUUUUUACUGCUAAAUGGAGUAGUUAGGAUCAAUAGACGUACAUGUAAAGGUUUGAAUAGAGGACAGUCCACAUGCCUUAUGCCAAAACAUCAUUAUCACAAACACAGCAGACAAAUUGUUUAAGUAUUAAUGUGUUUGCUUAGUGCUGUGAAAUACUUUUGUUAUGUUGGUAUAUAAAAGUGGCUCAAGUGAAUGUUAUAAUUUCGGUGUAUAUUUAAAGUUAGUUACGCGCUCUGUAAUGAUACGUUUGCUAAUAACAGCUUGGCUUUUAUUCGCAAUUCUGUGCAAGUCGUUGAUUUUAAAAGAUGUUUAUUUGAAUAUUUUUUCUUCUUUGUAUUUUCUUUUUCUUUUUUUAAAUGCAGAUCAGAAUGCCAGCGAGCCUUCUGGCAUUCUCUAUUUUAUUUUUACAUUAAAUAAAACUACCUAUUAAAACUUGUUUCUUUGUUUUCAGCACACAUCGGGUUAGAAUUCAGUAAAUCUGUCUAUUCAGCUGCCACAGUAAUCCAUAUUAUGGCAACAACUACUCAGCUAAGUCAAGAGAAAUGACAGUUCAUCAUUACUUAAGACAUGAAGGUCAUGUAUCCUCAUGUGCAAUUACAAAAACCACUCAAGAACCUGGCUCUCAUGAGGACCACCCCAGAAAAGAAAGACUAAUAGUUACCUCUGCUGCAGAGGGUAAGUUUCAAUAAGAGUUACCAGCCUCAGAAAAAUUAACGAGACCUCAGAUUAGAGCCCACAUAAAUACUUGACAGUUCAAAUGAGUUGAGGUAGCAGACACAUCUCAACAACAACCGGUCAAAGGAGCCCACAUGAAUCAGGCCUUCAGGGUCAAACUGCUGCAAAGAAACCA